AUGUUUUUUAUCUUCGCAAACCAGAACCCAACAGCGAAGACCUGGUACGUGGUCACCGCUCCGCACGUAGACGACACAGACAGGCUCGUCACGUUACUCAAGCAGAGGUACAGAAAUUUAUAUGUCGUUGGCGCCGAUCUCAACGCGAUGUUUACCGGGACUCCCCUUGAGAUAUUAUUUAAGUCGGGGAUCUGGGCGCACAAUACGCCUUGGCCGGCGAACAACCUCUCUAAUCUACUGCGGAACGUCCUGCUGUGGCUGUGGGGAGGGAUGACCACCGACACCGACUGCAUCUGCGUCAGGAAGGUCACGCACCUGCACAACGCGAUCGCUUAUGACGAAAAGGACAAGGUCGCCAACAACGCCAUCAUGCACUUCGAAGCCCGCCAUCGGUUCAUUCUCGAGACCAUGGAGUACCUGAAACAAAAUUUCCAGGUGGCCAAGUGGCACGUCAACGGACCAGGGGCGGCUUCGCACAUCGCCAAGAAGGUCUGCGGAACCAAGAACCUGAAUAAGAUCCUUUACGAGAAAUGCGACAGCCUGCAGUUGAUGCCGUUGAGGAAUAUGCAACUCUAUACCUGGACACAGUGGGGGAAUUACUUUAAGAAGGGAAUAGGAAGCAAAUUCCUAGGGGAACACAAAGACGCCUACAUCUUGCACAUGUAUAACAAACUCAGCAAGAAACGACCGGUUGAAAUAGGAUCCGAAACCAUCUACGACAGUGUUGCCAGCGUCGUUUGCCCACUCACGUACGAGGCUGCCAAACGGAGGGCGUGUGAUGAACAUUUGGCGCGAGAGAUCGAUAUAGUUUAUUAA
Penaeus indicus is the source of this 816-nucleotide messenger RNA. Its product is annotated as lactosylceramide 4-alpha-galactosyltransferase-like. Gene Ontology annotation, molecular function: hexosyltransferase activity. NCBI's taxonomy places the organism in Eukaryota, Metazoa, Arthropoda, Malacostraca, Decapoda, Penaeidae. The transcript has 6 exons. The record is from RefSeq and is a predicted model, not a curated record. Gene Ontology annotation, biological process: glycosphingolipid biosynthetic process. Bases 1 to 816 code for a protein of 271 amino acids.